Trichoderma asperellum CBS 433.97 is the source of this 592-nucleotide messenger RNA. The record is from RefSeq and is a predicted model, not a curated record. NCBI's taxonomy places the organism in Eukaryota, Fungi, Ascomycota, Sordariomycetes, Hypocreales, Hypocreaceae.
CUAUAGGGCAAAAGAGCCUUUUGUCUUGGAGAAUCGCAUCUCUAACGCCAUCGAUGGAUAUUCUCACUAUUAUGGAAGCUCUUAUGGCCCCUAUCAGCCUCUUUGAGUGAUAACGCCAUUUUCUAUGUUUCUAUCAACCUUUCUAAUGACUAACAACAAAUAUUCAUCUAUCCAUUGAUGCCUAGCAGUCACUUUGAACUGGCAAUACGUCUUGUUUUCUAUUUUCAACUUUUUCUUCUAGUUUCCUACUUCCACAGCUCAAACAUAUCUUUGUUUAGGAUGGCUGCUUUGUUUCUUGCUUACCCAUGUGACACCCUGAUAUCGUCAGCUAACAAUUUACUAUUGGGGCAAUGGUUGUAUCAAUUAAACCAGCUUGCUCGUACUGAAACAUCCGGAACACUACCGAUUGAGCCUUAUAUAAUAUUUCAAGGCGAUCUCGCUGGCGGAUUCAUAUCCGCAAACUUGGUCCAGAUGCUCCAACGCCUGAGCCCGUCUGUAAAUCAUCUACAACGUCUAUAUUAUACUCAUUUUACAACCUUACAACUCUUUAAACCCUGACUUUCCACCGCAUACAUAUAAUGGAAAGGUUGUC